This is a messenger RNA of Chara braunii, 2715 nucleotides long. NCBI's taxonomy places the organism in Eukaryota, Viridiplantae, Streptophyta, Charophyceae, Charales, Characeae. The record is from the annotation of a GenBank genome assembly.
CUUCGUUCCUCUGGAACCAAGAACCCAGAGAGAGAGACGCACUGCCCCCGAGCGAGAGGGAACGGCGGCUAGGAGAGAGAGAGGCCUCUCGUCUUCUUCCAUCUCCUGCGACCCGCAGGGAGAGAGAGAGAGAGAGAGAGAGAGAGAGAGAGAGAGAGAGAGAGAGAGAGGCGUAUGUCGUAGAGAGAGAAACGCCAUCGAGUGCCCCGUUAGAGAGAGGGAAGAGUUGCCAUAAUGUUCUGUGUAUCCUUCAGGUUUUUCUGAAGAAACGGAGAGAGAGAGAGAGAGAGAGAGAGAGAGAGAGAGAGAGAGAGAGAGAGAGAGAACCACCGGGGUGGAGAGAGGGUGAAGAAGGGGGGGGGCUUUGUCGAUGAAUUACUUGGUAGUAGGGAGGGAGUAGUGCAUUCCGGGGGUCUGAUGUGCGUGCAUGCGUGUGUGUCUUAAGAGAAAGCAGCAAGAGAGCACAGCGGGCGGGAAGAGAUGCCUGUUGAUCCGGAAAUCAUCUCGAACAAUGAGAAGGACUUCAUCUUGUCCGCUCUCAAGGAGGAUCAACGGAUCGACGGUCGUCGACCGUUCGAUCUACGUCGUGUCAGCGUCGCUUUUGGCAAAGAAGACGGUACCGUCGAGGUGCAAUGGGGCCAAACCCGCGUAAUGGCGGCGGUGACGGGCGAGCUCGUUCAGCCCUAUCGCGACCGUUCAAACGAGGGAUCGUUGUCGAUCUACACGGAGUUUUCUCCCAUGGCCGAUCCAAGCUUCGAGACCGGAAGGCCGGGAGCUAUGGCCGUAGAGCUGGGUCGGAUUGUGGACAGAGGGCUGAGGGAGAGCCAGGCCGUCGAUCUGGAGGCCUUGUCUGUGGUUGCAGGGCAGCUGGUGUGGGCCGUCCGCGUGGACAUCCACGUGCUCGAUAAUGGCGGCAAUCUGAUAGAUGCAGCGAAUCUGGCCGCUCUGAUGGGUCUGCUUGCCUUCCGCCGCCCUGAGUGUACCGUUGGCGAGAACCGAGAGGUGGUCGUUCACCCCCCCGACGUUAGGGACCCGAUCCCGUUGAGCAUUCAUCACCUUCCCGUGGCGCUUACCUUCGCUUUCUUCGACGAGGAUCUCGUGCUUCUGGAUCCUUCUCUCAAGGAGGAAGCGACCAUGGGCGGGAGAUUGACGAUCACCAUCAACUCCCACGGCGAAGUGUGCUGCGUACAAAAGGCAGGCGGGAUCGGGGUGAGCCCUAAUCAGAUAAUGCGGUGCAUGCGGAUUGCGGCAACGAGAGCGGCCGAUAUGGCAGGCAAGAUCAGGAGUGUGAUGGAGACGUUCGAGAGCGCCAGGGCGCAGAGGAAAGUCAAGCGCUACGCUACGGGAUCAAAGCCUGGAGCGGCCUUGGUAUCUUGGGGGGGUUUGAAAGACCUAAUCUUGUCAUCGGACGAGCCGGAGACCAUGAGAGGGGUAAUCAAUGGCCUGCCGCUGACCAAGGAUGGGCUCCUGCUGCGCAGAAAGGAAGGGGGGGGCGCUCCGCCCCCGAAUGGGGGUGGCUUGAAGGUUCGCCCGGGCACGGUUGAGGGGCAGCCAGUAGGGUUGAAUGCGCCAUCGCCGCCGCCGGCGGCGGCGGCGGCGGAGAAAAUGAUUACCUCGGACAACGAGAAUGAUGAUGGAGAGGAUGACGUGGACGACGACGAUGAGGACGAAGAAGAUGGAGAAGAGGAAGAGGAGGAGGAGGAGGAGGAGGAGGAGAAGGAAGAGGAGGAGGAAGAGGGGGAAGAGAAGGAGCCAGCGGCCGAGGCGAAGCGCAAACGAGUAUCUUGGGGGGGGGCGGAAAUGUUUUCCGGAGGGGGUUCUGGGUGGGAAAUGGGGGGCAUGAUGGGAAAUGAUCAGCAACCCCUCGGAGACGUGCCAAUGAGGACUGGGGAAGAAGAAGGCCCGAAUGAGGGGGAAGGGGAUGCGCAUAACAGCGCCAUUCGAGCGGAAGCACUGGAGUUCUUGAGAGGCACGCAAGCGUGGCGCGGGCCAAGCGGUAUUGCGAUGGCUCCGCCCCCAACGCUCCAGUCGGAGACUGAGGGAUACCUGAUGUCUGCUGCAGCCAUUUAUGCUAGGGAGCGCGCGGCAGGCCAGGCGGUCGCCUCGACACGUGAUCCCGGACCGCCUGGCCCUUUUGGAGCAGCAGCAGCUGUCCGCGGACCGGUCCUGGGAGGGCAGCCCGCCUUUGACCGUACGACGGGGGCUCUCGGUGGCAGCGACGACGAGGAAGAGGCCGUGGAAUUGAGGGGGGAGUUUGAAGGCGAUUUUCCCGCCUUCUCCGAUCGGCCCCCUCGCGGAUCCACUCCUCAGCAGUUUGGGAGAGGAAGGGAAGGCCGAGAGGGAGGGGGAGGGGGGCAAGUAGUAGAAGAAGAAGGAGAUGAGAAGGCGGAGGAGACGUUGCUGGCAGCCGUGAAGCUGAAACCGAAGAACAGAAAACACAAAAAAAUGGGGGCCAAGGGUUGAAAUUUUGAAAGGGGUCUAGAAACGCAGUGUUUCCUCACCCCUGCUGAGCUAUGCCGUGAGGUGUGUUGCCUAGCAGCUAUGCUCCCCUGUAGGUAGCCUGAAGUACAAUUCUGUCCGUGUUACCUUAUCACAGCCCCCUCCCUCUUUCCCUAUUGUCUCUCUUUCGACUUUUGAGAGUUUUUAUUCAAGAAGAAAUUGUUCCGUCAUUGUCUCCUGUCUGAUGGCUGACAGAGUCUUUACGCAUGUGCGUGU